Messenger RNA from Lodderomyces parapsilosis, 1926 nucleotides. RefSeq names its product GTPase-activating protein. Gene Ontology annotation, cellular component: cytoplasm; Rab-protein geranylgeranyltransferase complex; cytosol. Gene Ontology annotation, molecular function: GDP-dissociation inhibitor activity. The coding region runs from base 1 to 1926 and encodes 641 amino acids. The record is from RefSeq and is a predicted model, not a curated record. Gene Ontology annotation, biological process: small GTPase-mediated signal transduction; vesicle-mediated transport; protein geranylgeranylation. The transcript has a single exon. NCBI's taxonomy places the organism in Eukaryota, Fungi, Ascomycota, Pichiomycetes, Serinales, Debaryomycetaceae.
AUGAACUACAGCAGAACAGAGAGAAGGAAAUCCAUGGCCGAGCGGAGGCCAAGUACUACAUACACACCUCCAGUUAUUCCGCACUUGGCGGGGUUGGAGAAACCACAAGACCAGUUCCUCAAAAUUGAUCAGUGCGACGUUUUGGUGGUUGGAACUGGGCUUCAGGAAAGUAUCUUGGCAGCUGCAUUAUCAUGGCAAGGUACUCAAGUGCUCCAUAUUGACAACAAACCAUACUAUGGUGAUUCGAGCUCAACCAUGACCAUUGAGCAGUUGAAGAAAUGGUGUGCUGACGUCAAUCAGGGAAAAAUUCCCCAUUUUCAGGAUGCGCAGAUUUAUAUACCAGGAGGUAAAUUGAGUAAUCAGUUCAACUCUAGAGAUUAUGGUAUCGAUUUAACACCAAAGAUCAUGUUUUGCCAAUCAGAUUUGUUGACAUUGUUGGUCAAAUCACGUGUUUACCGUUACCUAGAGUUUCAAUCAUUAUCCAACUUUCAUGUAUUUGAAAAUGACGACUUUCAACAGAAAGUCAAUGCAACAACAAAGCAGGACAUAUUCACCGACAAAUCGUUAUCGCUCAUAACGAAAAGAUAUUUGAUGAAGUUUUUGAAAUUUAUCUUGUUGGACUCUGAUUACAAGCAAAGGGUAAAGCCGUACGCAAAUGAACCUAUUCAGAAGUUUUUAAAGGAGGAGUUCAAACUUGAAGAUCCUCAAAUCAAUGAGUUGGUUUUUUCCAUUGGGUUGAGUUACAAGGAAGAUAUCAAUACAAAAGAGGCACUUAUCAAAAUCAAAAGAUUCUUGUCGUCGUUUGAUGUCUAUGGUAAAUUCCCAUGCAUGGUUUCCAAAUAUGGAGGUCCAGGCGAAUUGGCUCAAGGAUUUUGCCGUAGUGCAGCAGUUGCAGGUACAACUUACAAACUAAACACAAGCUUAGUUGAUUUUGACCCGAUGUCCAGGAUCGCUCAUUUUGAUGAUGGUUCUCAUAUCAAAAUUAAUGAGAAGGUUAUCAUUUCGCCCACUCAAUUGCCCAAGUUUCUUCAAUCGAGCUAUAAUCAAGUAACUGAGGGUUUACAACCACACUAUGUUACCAGAUUAAUCACUGUUGUGCGCCGCGAUUGCAACGAAUGGAUAUCACACAAUGAAUCACUGGCUAUUGUGGUUUUCCCACCUCAUUCUUUACCCACAGAGAAUGAAUACUCAGUUCAAGUUAUGAUACAAAAUGGAAGUUCUGGAGUUUGUCCUGAGGGUCAAUCCAUCUGGUUCAGUCAAACAGUUGAACAGGACUUGAGUCGUGCCAAAAGGGAUUUGGAGUCUGCUUACACCAAGAUGGAGUCGUCCUUGCUAAGAGAAUCUUCAAAUGAUAUUGACGAGAUCCUAGAUGAAACUGAUUUUGUUGUCAACCAAGAGGGAACUCCAGUCUUGGCAAAUUCGUUCAAGUUGGGAUCUCAUUUGCAAAAUUUCCUUCCUCAAGAGAAGUUGGAAGUAGUUUGCAAAGUAGGGUACGUUGAAAAGACUUUCAUUGCAAAUGACUUGUCAAACAUAUUCAAACCAAGUAAGGAAAACAAUAUUGUGUAUAGAGACACACCCGACGCUCAAGAUCAAAUAUUUUUCACCAACACUCCAAGCGCCGAAUUAUCAUACGACGGAGUUAUAACAGACGUCAAGUCAAUAUAUCAAAGGGUAACUGGAACCACUGAUGAUUUCUUUGAUGUUGAUUUUGAAGACGAGGAAGAUGAAUACGAUAGGAAUAACCAACCGGUGAUACCACCUAAAAGGUCGUCUGUUAUAGGAGGUAUUGUCGGUGGCGGGUCUGGAACUAGCUUGGCUGCCUUACGUGAACAACACGAUGAAGGUAUAAGUGAUAAUGCGAUUGACAGUGACGAAGACAUGGACGACAGCCAUGCUCCAUUUGGCGCAGAAGAAAUGGAAUUGUAA